GCGGUGGGUGGUGGAUGUCUUUAUUGUAUUCCCCUCGUCUUUCCAAGGUCUUAUUUUUAUGGGAGUUUAAUGGAAGGAAGAUAGAAACAAUGAGGCACGGAGGGGGGGUUUUAGUGUAGAGAGAGAGAGACACAUAAGAGAGAGAAAGGGACUUCGUGGAGUGGGAGGAGGAGGAGGAGGUUUCGAGGGGGGAGACAUGUUCAGCUUGAUCCCAACAGUACUGUUCUUUGCUUCUUCCCUCCUAAACCAGAUCCUACACAGCUGAUAUCUGAAUGAGUUGAGAGGAGCUCAUUUCUUGUUCACCGUCUACUUGAAUUUGGAUCACUUUAAAAAUUGCCGGAACUAGAUGCCUAUAAGAAUCCAGAACUUGCCGAAGAAAAGUUUCGAUCAAGGUUCGAUCCUCUCAAUGCCUCAUGUCGGGGUAACUUACCCACCGUGGUGGAACCCAAAUGAACAGCAACUUCCACCAUCUAUACCCAAAAGUAGUGGUUUGAAAGUGGAAUCUCCACCCGUGCUCCAUCACCAAGCAAAGCAUUUAGGUCUUCAAAUGCAAGAACAGGAAUCGUCUUCAACUCAAUCAGCUGGCAAUUCUUGCCAUGAAGUGAGUGUCGUGGGUGGGGCCAACUCUCAAGAUCAAAGCAUUUCAUCUGAAUCUGGUCAAGAUGAAAGUUGCGGCAGGAGCUUUGAAGGUCAGACAAAGCCAAUGUUCUUAUUCAACAAUCCGGAGAUUGUCUUCAAUUCUUCACUAGCUGAUCAAAGCCAACCUCUGAUCCGUGUUCCAUAUCCCCCGGUCGAUCCUUAUUUCGGUGGGUUGCUGACUGCUUACAGACCGCAAGCUAUUAUUCAAUCCCAGGUAGGAUCUCAAAUGUUAGGGAUGGCACCUGGACGUGUUCCAUUGCCACUUAACCUUGCAGACGACGGACCAAUCUACGUCAAUGCAAAACAAUAUCAUGGAAUUCUUCGGAGGAGGCAGUCACGUGCAAAGCUGGAGGCUCAAAACAAACUAGUCAAAGCUCGAAAGCCUUAUCUUCAUGAGUCGAGGCAUAUUCAUGCCCUAAAUAGGGUCAGAGGAUCAGGCGGCCGCUUCCUCAGCAUGAAAAAGCUUCAGCAGCUCGACCCAGCUUCAAGCAGUCACAGCCCGUGUGGCACUGGACCCAGAGCUCAAAAUAAAGACGCUUGUGGACCAGAAACUCACCACGUGGGAGCCAGUGAGCGGCAGUUCACUUCGACCAUGGCCAGUUCCAAUGUCUUGAGCAUGUCAAACAGCAACGCGGACUUCUACCCAGAUAGCAGGUUCUCCGGGAUCUCCGCCCACAUGGCAGGAGCAAUGCAGUGCAACGAGGGGCUCAUGCACGGCGGCGCAGCCCAGCACUGCUCUUCAUCCGUCCGGUGAGCGAGUGGUGCAAAGUCCUAAACCACUACAGCACUGGACAGGGCAAAUCAUCCUUGGCUUUGUUAGGUUUAAUUCCCAACCGUUUCAUACUUCGGUCGCACGAUGACGCCGUGUUGUCACUGAUACUGUUUUACUGAUGUUGAUUGGGAAAUUCAAGUUAGAUGUGUCGGUAGAUUCGUGGAUGUGUCCAUGAAGCAUUCCGGGUCAUCCCGGUUCUUCGCGGGGUAUGUUGUAGUUGUUCACUGCAUGUCUCUGUCUGUGUUUGCUUAAGAAAUUGCCGUACACAUUACUUCUGGCCUGCAGGAAAAGAAAAGUUCUGCACAUUAGAGUCAAGCUUUACUUGGUUAA
Syzygium oleosum is the source of this 1741-nucleotide messenger RNA. RefSeq names its product nuclear transcription factor Y subunit A-3-like. NCBI's taxonomy places the organism in Eukaryota, Viridiplantae, Streptophyta, Magnoliopsida, Myrtales, Myrtaceae. Gene Ontology annotation, cellular component: CCAAT-binding factor complex. Gene Ontology annotation, biological process: regulation of transcription by RNA polymerase II. Bases 347 to 1393 code for a protein of 348 amino acids. The record is from RefSeq and is a predicted model, not a curated record. The transcript is spliced from 7 exons. Gene Ontology annotation, molecular function: RNA polymerase II cis-regulatory region sequence-specific DNA binding; DNA-binding transcription factor activity, RNA polymerase II-specific.